Messenger RNA from Cryptosporidium muris RN66, 3984 nucleotides. RefSeq lists its product as uncharacterized. The record is from RefSeq and is a predicted model, not a curated record. Lineage: Eukaryota; Apicomplexa; Conoidasida; Eucoccidiorida; Cryptosporidiidae. Bases 1 to 3984 code for a protein of 1327 amino acids. The transcript has a single exon.
AUGUCAGCUUACGAUAAAAAAAAACCUCUUGAGGGUGAAACACCUGAGGGUACUUCAUUUGAAAAUUCUACUCUUCAAAUAUCUGGAAAUACACAAAGUUCAAGUCCUUGUAAUGAAAGUGGCCAUAUUGAAUCUAAUGUUCCAUUAUUAAUGAACCAUAACUUUAGUCGUAUAAAUGAGAAUAAUACAAACUUACAUAUAAUACCAAACUCAUCAACCUACGAUCAAGUACAGAAUCUUGCAUCGUUAAGUUCACUUCAAAAUAUGGGAUUGAAUCCUCUGCAACAACAGCAGAUGUUAUUUUUGCAUGCCCUUCAACAACACAAACAGCAACAACAAAAUCAACAACAACAAUGCCAGAUACAAUCACAACUUUCACAUCUUUCUCAACAAGUACAACAAACAAAUCAACAAUCACAAAUACAUCAGCAAAGUCAACAAAUACAAUCAAAAGUAAAUAAUUCAAAUAAUCAUUCUCCCCAGCAGCUACCUCAACAGUCGCAACAAAUACCACAACUUCAACCAUUUCAAUUACAUUCACAACAAAAUUUAGGGUCACCACAAUUACAACAACUACAAUUUCAAUUACAACAGCUUCAACAACAACAAAAUCAACAACAACAAAAUCAACAACAACAAAAUCAACAACAACAAAAUCAACAACAACAAAAUCAACAACAAAAUUUGCAUGUAUCUAUGAAUCCAAUGAUAAUUAAUAAACAAACUGUAAAUCCUACAGUUUUUCAAUCAACUGCAUUAGUGAACAAUAUGUUAUCUAACACAAAGAAUAAUAAUACAUGUACAAUGAAUCAAAUACCUAGGGCUACAGUAGGAUCACUAUCUGGUAAUAUUAAUCAACAAUUUCCAAUUCAUCCAUUUUUAAUACCUGCUCUGCUUCAAGUACAGCAGUCUAUUGCUUUAAGUGUAAAUAAUACAAUAAAUAAUACUCAUAUUCCAUCUAAUACAACAAAUCAAAUAUCUACAAUACCAAAGUCAGAUAAUAAUGGGAAUAAUUCUUCAUCAUCAACAGUAAUUAAUAAUAAAUCAACUCUUAAUACAACAAUUCCACCUACUCUUUCAGCAUUGAUACCACCACCAGGUCAAUCUGGAAUUGUUCCAGGAUAUUUAAAUCCCUUUUUUAUGUUACCAAGAGUUGUACCUAAUCCAUCUUUAUAUUUUGCCUUUAAUCCUUCUAUUGCAGCUGCAGCUGCAGCUGCAGCAGCAGCAGCAGCAACACCAACACCAACACCAACACCAACACCAACAACAACAACACCAACACCAACAACAAAUCUUCAAUCAACAAUACAAACUAAUACAGAUUCUCAUAUUAUAGAUACAUCUAAUUUACUAGGAAAUAACCCUAUAAUAUCACAAAAUUCCCAAAAAAUAGAACCAUCUUCAACUGGAAUUUUAUUAGAUGAUGACUUAGAACAAUUACAUAAUCAUGCAGAGAGUUUAGUUAAAACAUUACUUGAAACUUCUGUUCCAAAAUCAGCAAUACGUUUACGUUUAGAAUGGGAUCGUCGAAGAUAUUGCUUUAAAUUUACUGUAUAUCAAAUAGAAGAAGUUCGUGAUUCACUUGGUUAUCAAAAAAAACGAUUAAUUCCAAUAGAUCAAGAUGAAUUAUUUGUAAAUGUGAAUGCAUCAAAACAAUUAAGUAUAGAUAAUAUUGAAAAAGCAAUGUGGAGUGCAUUUGUAUCAGUUAGGCAUGCAUUAGCAAAAUAUUGUGAUCGUCAAGCAGGUCAAAGGAAACAAACUAAUACAUCAAGUAAUUCAACUCGUGCAAAUGGAUCAAAUUUAUUAAUAAGAUCAGAUGAAGAUCAAAUAUUUAAUGGACAAAUAAAAGGAUAUAAGAAAGAAGAAUAUGGUUAUGAUGGAAGUAGAUUAAAUACAAUUAGUAUAAAUACAGGAAUUUCAUCAAGAUCUUACAAGAUUUCAGAAUCAGAAACAAGUGGAACAGGAAGAGGUAAGAGAAGUGGUAGUACAACAACAACUAGAUCAGGCCGUUUUGUUGCUUUAAGGUAUGGAUAUGAUGAUAUACUUUUAAGUGAUGAUGAUAUGGCUGAAUGUGAAUAUGGAAGAAAAGGAAGAGGUAGAAAUGGUGUGAAAUAUAUUGUUUCAUCAUCAGGUGAAGAAGAUAUUACUGGUGGAUUAAAUAAUGUAAGUGGAUCAAAUACAGGGAAUCGCUAUGCAAAGACAUAUAUAACAUCACAUAGAGGACGUCGUGCAAAUAAUAAUAAUUUAUCAAAUUCUACAAAUAUAGGUUAUAGAACUCGUGGAUCUUUAUUAGAACCAUAUCAACAUGAACCUAUAGUAACAACUGGUUCUUCAAAUACUCCAAUAUUUGUUUUAGAAAAAGAUACUCCUGGUAAAGAUCAUUCUUUAGUUGGAUUAUAUGCAGAAUGGGUUGAUAAAAUGACCCAAUGGGAUGUUAGAAAGGGUCCAUUAAAGACUGUUUUUGUUACAGAUAAUAAUAUUAAUAAUAAUAAGAAUAGUAGGGGUUCAUUGAGAUAUACAACAAAUAACUAUAUAAAGUGGGAUUCCUCUCAUAUUACAAAUGAUUUAAGGGGUAUACAUAUUCCACUCUCAAUAGCAGGUGAUUAUUUUGGUUUACUAAGGAAAGAGAUACCAAUUAAAAGAAUUGAAUCUCAAGAUUUGAAUUUAGAGCCUUGUAAAAGUAUUGAAGAUUCAACUAGAUCUCAAAGUGAAGCAACAAAUAAUGAUGAAAUUACAGAACAAAAUAUAUGUAAUGAAAAUAAAGAAAAAGAAUUAGAUUCUUCUUCAGUUCUUGUUAAAUUAUCACCUCAGCAGGAAUUAGCACAUAAAAUUAGUGGAUUACAAUUAAUAACUAUCAAGACAAAUCAUGUUCCAAAUAUUAAUCAAAUAAGAUUUGUAAGUAGUGAUAACAAUGAAGAUAUAUUUAAUUGUACUAAUAUACAAAGUAAUUCACUUGAUGAGAAUAAUAAUAAUAAUAAUAGUAUAGCUACAGAAGUAGCAUAUAUGGAAAAAAAGUUAUUAGAAAUGGAAGUUGUUGAUCCAGUAUUAGUAUCAACAAUUCAGACUACUGCAGCAUUAGAACAAAGAAAAAAACGUGAGAAUAAACAAUCUUCACAUAUUGUACCUCCAACAGGAUUAUUUCUAUCACCAGAAUACCCCUCUCAACAUUAUGAAAAUCAAGAUGAAAGAGAGGAAAGAGAAUGUUUGAUUGAUAAAUUAGAAUCUUAUAGAAAUUUAGUUUUAAGAUUUAUGCAUCAACAACAUGGGGAUGAAUAUAUUGAUGGCCAAAUUCAUCAACAAGUUGCAACAACUUGUACAAUACAAGAAACAACUGUUGAUGAUAAUAGUCCAUGUGAAGCUGAUAUUGGAGUUGAAUCAAGCACUGGGAUUAUGGAAGAUUUAAAUGAAAAUUCACAUGGUUAUAAUGAAACAAUGGAUUAUACUACAAGUUGCAAUAAUUCAUCCAGUACAAAUAUAAGAAAAAUUAAAUAUCCGACACGUGGAAUGAAGAGAAAAGUAUCAUCUAGGUCGGCAAUUAGUGGUGAAAAUCCCAAUUUGGAUGGUAAUAGUACAAGUAAUCAACAUAGUGGAUCAAGUUCUACAGAAAAUAUAAGUAAUCAAGCAUGUAUUUUGAAUACAGCUGACAAUUGUACUAAUUCACUAGGUUCAUCAAUAUCAUCUAGUGGUGGAGCUAUAGCAGCAUCUGCUAUGUUAGAAGGAUUAAUUACCUCUGUAAGAGGUAAUGCAAAUGAUAAAUAUCGUCAACAAGCUUAUCCUCAAAAUCGUUUUGUAUCAAAAAAGAAAGGGAAAGAUACAAAUGAGAUCUUGGCAAAAUAUGUAAAUGAAUUAGCUCAUGAAUAUUGUUAUCGUAAUUUUGGUUCAACUAACUUAGCUGAUGGAUAUAUCAAUGCUUUCAAUAGUCAUGUUUUAAAGAUAAAAUCAAAAGAUAAUGAAACUAGAAAUAUCGGAUCAGUGAUAAGCUAA